This is a messenger RNA of Mercenaria mercenaria, 1817 nucleotides long. RefSeq names its product lysozyme-like. The transcript is spliced from 7 exons. NCBI's taxonomy places the organism in Eukaryota, Metazoa, Mollusca, Bivalvia, Venerida, Veneridae. The coding region runs from base 796 to 1239 and encodes 147 amino acids. The record is from RefSeq and is a predicted model, not a curated record.
GCAUUUCCUAGUAUUUAAUACAGGCAGGGUGUUGCCAUUGGCAAUAAAGCGCAUGUGCAGUUGCAUGGACGAAAAUAACAAUAAUAAUGUGCAGAAAGGGUGACUUUUUCUGAAGAUGUUUCUUUCUGAAGUGGACGUAUAAUGACCUGUUUUCCCAUUCAAGACUUUUCCCAUGUAAACCAGAUUUGAUCUCGAAAGAAAUCAUUCUAUGGCUAUCCCGUUUGAACUAUUCCGGCUUAGGUUACAACCGCCAUCCCCAUCCCCAACCCACUCCCAGCCCAUCCCCGUCCUAAUAUUAUUUUCCAGAAGAAUAUACUGCGACCCGUCAGAUACAAAUGUUUUUUUUUUUUUUUUUUAAAUAUUAAAUGAAUAGAAUAGAAUAACUUUUAUUUACAUUAGGAUAAAUUAACAUUCACGGCUUUAUUUCCUUAUUUACUUAAUUAGCCCAGUAACUGGGGAUGGUCCAUUGGACGUAUUUUGUCAUUUGCUGUUUUCAGGCGAGAAAAAAAGCUAGUUGCUGUUGAAAAUGGCAAUACUUGUUUACUUUUUGACAUACCAGCGGACACAUUUUCAGAGUGCGACCUGGAAAACUUAAAACUGAUACCCCUGUUUGUGUUAAUGAAAUCUAUAAGGCGAGCCUUUGAAAGCAUAGAACACAACCUAGCAAAAUGUUUGACUUAGCCGGUUCAUGAGAGGUGUGGUUAUUACAGAUACAUUUUGACUGGUCAUACGUUGAUGUCACAAUCAAAGGAGACUUUACCUGACAGCUUUGUGCAGUGACUGCGAGCCAUAAACAUGAUUGUGCUGUAUGUCAGAGUGUGUGUGACUGUGUUGAUGCUCCUUGGCCUUUCGCAAGCAGAAAAUAAGACUAAAUGUGAAGUUGUUCAAGCUCUUCGUGCCCAGCGAGUGCCAGAUUAUGAUCUAAGGAACUGGUUGUGUUUGGUGGACCAAGAAAGCUCAUACGAGUACGAUUUGAUAAAAUAUAAUGAUUUUGGUAUAUUUCAACUCAAUCGUGACGUUUGGUGUAACAAGACGAAUGGAUAUCCAGGGACCACGUGCUGGAAGUUGAAUACAUACGGUUGCCUCGAUUUAUGCAACAGCUUUUUAGAUGCAGAUAUCUCUAACGAUGCAAAUUGUGCAGUGAGGAUCAGAAACUGCGACGGAUUUCAGCCCUGGUUUGGAUGGCGCGACCGCUGUCAUGAUGUGUCCGGACCAGAAUACGACUACACAGAUUGUUGAUUGAUUUCCAGCAAUGUUGAUAAUUGGCUACAGGAAAUGUCUGCUGACUUCAGUGACUGUUACACAAUCCUUAACUUACUACAACCUAAAUGUUUCAUUCAAUUUGAACUGUCUACAAUUAAUGAAUGACUUAUAUAUUUUAAUUCAGGACAGUGAUUAUAUUACAUACAAGUUAUUUUACUUUUAGCAUACAUGUACAUGUAUUUGCAUAAUCUGUAAUGAUUAUUAUGUAAAAUCAAUAGGCCAAGGAUGAUGUCUUCAUUGACCAGUUAUACCACAUAAAUUAAGCACAGUAGAACAUGUUUUGGUUUUAUUUUGAACAAAAUCUUACUCAGAUUAUAUUGCAGUGCUUCAAAGUUAUAUGGAAAGUUUGCAUCGUUCAAAAUGACCUUUAUGGUGAAUGAUGACGGACAAUUACAAUGCCCAGGUAAGCUACAGAACGGUCAAAGAAUUUGCUAACACUGGUCAGAUCACAAAUUAAAUGAUAUCAAUAUCAGUCUUGUCAACACUGAAGCAAAGAUGUUUUAACAAUGGCAAAAUCACUAUAACAUGUUUAUGUUCUUACAGAUGUUUUUACA